GCACCGACACGGCGACGAAAAGGAAGGUCUUCGUUUACGACGUUCCCAAAUGCGCCUCCGCCGAAGAAUUGCUUCACAAGCUUCCAGGCGACGAUGGUGUGCCCCUGGAGCUCGGAGAGGAGGCCAAUGCGCUGUAUCUGCGCAAGAUGGCGUCACAGAUUCGGCCCUUGCACGAGCAGCUCCUGGCGGGCGGCCAGGGCUUUGCUGUGACGGCCGAACCAUUGGAGGCCGACCUUUUCUACAUUCCGGCCUUCUUCUCGGUCCUCUUCUGGAUGGGCACUCUGGAGGCCAUGCAGUGCACUGCCGAGACCUUUGCAGCCUUGCGCGGUCAGCCUCACUUCCGUCGCCACGGUGGCCGAGACCACAUGGUCCUCUUUGGCGUAGAGUUCGCCUUUUACCGCGACACCGAGCCUGCGUUCCAGCUCACAAGCUACGAGCCAUCGGCCAAAAACUGGCUGGUACUGACCGUUGCUUGUCCGCUCCCGUGUGGCCAACAGCCAGACAGCUGGAGCGUGCGGGAUCGCUUCGUGCUGAUCCCCUUUGCGUCGCGCCUUCGCAAUGCCGGGAGACUUGGGCUCUUGGCACCCUAA
This is a messenger RNA of Symbiodinium natans, 590 nucleotides long. Lineage: Eukaryota; Dinophyceae; Suessiales; Symbiodiniaceae. The record is from the annotation of a GenBank genome assembly.